This is a messenger RNA of Apodemus sylvaticus (European woodmouse), 1167 nucleotides long. Its product is annotated as HAUS augmin-like complex subunit 8. The coding region runs from base 1 to 1071 and encodes 356 amino acids. The transcript has 11 exons. Lineage: Eukaryota; Metazoa; Chordata; Mammalia; Rodentia; Muridae. The record is from RefSeq and is a predicted model, not a curated record.
AUGGAAGGCUCAGAAUUCUCGGUGAAGAGGGGGCUGAAGCCUGCAGUUGCUGGUGCUGUGCCCAAGACAAAGGGAAGGAGAGCGCAAGGAGGAAGAGUGGUAGAGUCGCGCUACCUGCAAUAUGACAAGAAAGCAAAAAAGGUUUCUGUAGCAGCCAACCUGCAGCCCACCAUGCUGGAAGGGCAUGGCAUGAAUAUACCAGACAUAGAUCUUUCUGCCAUCGAUGACAAAGUCUUGUCCAGGAAGGCUUCCAGGCCAGACAGCGACAUGACAGACAAAGCUAAGUCCACAUCCUUUGUCAGCUGUGACAAAAAAAGGACACUUCGAAAGAAGAGACGGGAUCUGCAGGAGACCAUGGACAUGAUGGAGUCACAGACGCUGCUGAUGACCCUGCUGUCUGUGAAGAUGGAGAACAACCUGGCUCUGCUGGAGGAGAAGGCAGAGAAAGACUUGGCAGCCAUGCUCCGUGAGAAGGAGAGGCUGCAGAGGCAGGCACUGGAGCUGCGGCGCCAGCUGCUUCUCCGACAGAAACAGCAGGAGCUGGCCGCUGCCCUUGAUGCCCAGAUUGAAGUGCUGAGCCCUCUUCAGCCUGUGUUAGAGCGCUUCAAAGAGGAGUACAAGACCCUGGGCAGAGCCCUGGACACCACGCGACAUGAGCUUCCCGUGCAGGCGGUCCACACGGAAGGAAGUGGGCAGGGGCUCCUAGAUGAUCUGGAGCCAGCCCUGAGGACCACUGUGCAGCUCCUGGGUGAUCUGAGCAUCUGCUCCCCAGAUACCAGUGCACAGGUGCAGGGAGCCAGCACACAGGUGCAGGGAGCCAGCGCACAGCUGGAUUAUCUGCUGAAGGAACUGAAGGCCUUGGUCACUGAGAAAGACCUGGAGCUGAGCAGACUUGUCAGUGAGGUGGUGGAACUUUCCUCCCGGGCCAGUAAGGAGGCAGCUUUGACAAACCAGGAAGUCUGGGAAGAGGCAGAGGGCACCAUCACCAGCAGCCAGUGGUACUUCAGUCCACAUGCCUGCAGGGACCACAGUCCCGGCCAGGACAGGAUAAAUGACAGGCCUGACCCUUGAUUGCCUCGGGAAGCCUGUUCUGCCACAAGUGAACACCAGGUCCCCACCCUGUGCUUGCUGCAUGUAAAUAAAUGUAAAUAAAAGCAUGUAAAUAAA